Molecule: messenger RNA, 1083 nt
Organism: Arthroderma uncinatum
Lineage: Eukaryota; Fungi; Ascomycota; Eurotiomycetes; Onygenales; Arthrodermataceae
Exons: 4
Coding region: 1-1083 (360 amino acids)
Biological process (GO): mRNA processing; regulation of mRNA splicing, via spliceosome
Cellular component (GO): spliceosomal complex
Molecular function (GO): RNA binding
Source: RefSeq, a predicted model, not a curated record
AUGGACGCCAAACUGCUCAAGUCGACCAAGUUUCCGCCCGAGUUCGCAAAAAAGGUGGACAUGACCAAGGUCAAUAUUGAAGUGAUGAAGAAAUGGAUUGCGGAAAAGAUCUCGGUUAUACUGGGAAACGAAGACGAUGUUGUUAUUGAAUUAUGCUUCAACUUACUCGAGGGCUCACGCUUUCCAAACAUAAAGCAUCUACAGAUUAACCUUACCGGGUUUUUGGAAAAGGACACUGCGAAAUUCUGCAAGGACCUUUGGAAUCUAUGUCUGAGCGCGCAAGAUAGCCCUCAAGGUGUACCUAAGGAGCUACUUGAGGCAAAAAAGCUUGAAUUGCUGCAGGAACAAUCAAGGCCGCCGCAGAGGAAGCACGUCGCCGCGAAGAAGCCGAACAGGCAAGGGAGCGAGACUUGGAGAGGAUUCGACAACGGGAAAGAGACACUCGCGGCCGCGGAAGAAGAGGUCGUGGUGGGCCGUCACGAGGCAUGGAUCGUUAUGACAUGCGAGACUCACCUUCACCUCCUAGGAGGAGACGCAGCCCGCCCGAUUAUCGUGAUGUACCCUCCCGCCGAGGUGCCGAUAUAUACGUACCCGGCGGCGGUAGAGGCCAUCGACGAGAUGAUAAUAGAGGGCGCCGACUGUCAAGACAAUCAUCCAGUUCGCUCUCCCGGUCACCAUCACGUUCUAUUACGCCGCCCCGUGAGCGUCGGCGCGAUAGGAGAUCCCCGGAAAGACGAAGACGACGAUCACUCAGUACCUCACGCUCACCGUAUAGGCGCGACCGUGGCCGGAAAAGAGCCCGGAGCCCUAUCCGUGACGACUCGAAGUCUCCAUCCCGCUCGCCUUCCAGGAGAAGACGUAGAAGAUCGCGAAGCGAAAGCUCCUCGUCUCCGCCACGUAACCGCAACUCGAAAGCUCGCCGCGCAUCCUCAUCACGAUCUCUCUCGAGGUCAAGUAGUCAGGGUGAUCGGAGAAGCCGACGCCCUCGGAGGAGAUCCCCAUCAUAUCAAGCAGGGCCUAGACGGGAUGAACCCAGAGCUGAUAUUCCUAAAGAUCGCAGAAGUCAUGACGACCGCCGGCUAA